UAAUUAUAAGUCAUGCUUAUGACUUACGAUUUAAUUAUUAAUUAAAUUAUGAGCUACACAGCUUUAAUACUUUUUACAAUCAUGUAGACUACAUACAUGUAUUUCAUAAAGGGCAUGGUUGGUUCAUCUCCACUGCCUCCCUCUACAAUGGGCGUGAACCUAGGGUAAUGUUUUAGUUGUCCAGCAGAGUUGGUUUGGGUUCAGUUCUGCCCCCCUGUGGGUAAAGUAACCACCGCACGGGAGUUUGUGUGCGCCAAGGUUAGUCAUUAACCUUGCCUUCUCAGUCACUCAGGGCACCAAGGAAGGUGGACAGUAGCCUACUCUGUCCAAGGCAUGCUGUCGCUCAGCCGUCACAUCUUACCAUGGGCGACUGUAACCACUGUACACACGAGCGGGCUUUAUCCGUAGAGGACGACAUUACUGUAGUGUUUCACAAAGUUGAAAGCCAUGGCAUAAACCGCGGCGAGGACCACGACGAGUGUGGCGAUGAUGAACGGACAUCAGAAAGGAUUCACUUGCAAACCAACUGCCGUGUGGCGUGUGAUUAUGAUGAUGAUGAGGAGGAAGCGAGAGGAAGCGGAAAUUCACUGGAAGGCAGCGAGAAGAAAACGCUAUGCUCGCCGGCGUUUUGCGUCAGAAGCGAGCCCGCAUCCAGAGACGAAAGCGCACGUGAAGGCCCAGAGAAACCAAAGAGAUGUCCAGGUGUCGGUUUGUUCUAUGCGUUACUGUCCACAGUUUUCUUCUCCAUCAUUGCCCUCUUAGUGAAAACCAUCCAGGGAGUCCACGCCAUAGAGAUCAGCGCCAUACGCUGCUUCUUCCAGAUGCUCUUUAUUAUGCCGUUACUCAUCUACCACAAGACAGGUUUCCUUGGUCCCAGGGAUAAACGUAUAUAUCUGGUGCUUCGGGGUUUCAUUGGUUCCAAUGCCAUGAUCCUGCUCUUCUAUGCUGUUCAGCAGAUGCCGCUGGCAGAUGCCACUGUCAUCAUGUUCAGUAAUCCAGUCUUUACCUCCCUCCUGGCCUGGAUCUUUCUGAAAGAGAGAUGCACAAUCUGGGACUGUGUCUUCACUGUUUUUACUCUCACUGGAGUCAUCCUCAUUGCCCGACCACCAUUCCUCUUUGGCGAGCAUCUACGUGGCAUUGAGGGAGACUACACUAACCACAUCAAGGGGACUAUUGCUGCCUUUACAGGAGCUAUUGGGGCUGCUUUUACAUUUGUUAUCCUUCGCAAGAUUGGGAAGAGCGUCCAUUACUAUCUCUCCGUCUGGUACUACGCUGUCAUCGGUUUCAUCGAGUGCAUCAUCACCGUAUCCGUCCUUGGGGAAUGGAAAAUCCCGUUCUGUGGCCGUGAUCGCUGGAUUCUUAUGUUGAUUGCUGUCCUUGGUAUUGCUGGCCAGACCUUCCUCACAAAGGCCCUGCAGAUUGAGAAGGCUGGACCUGUGGCCCUGAUGAGGACUGUCGAUGUGCUCCUGGCGUUCAUCUUCCAAUUCAUUUUCUUUAACCGUGCACCGACCUUGUGGAGCCUCGGAGGGGCGCUGUGCGUAGUGGCAAGCACUAGUGGAGUAGCACUUAGGAAGUGGUACAGCAACUCUCGCAAGAGCUGAGAAGGAGAAGCAACAUAGAAUACUUUGGUAUUACUAUUUAUUCUUUUUUCACUAUCACAUGUUCUUGAUUAAUUCUGUAUUUUGCUUGUUCUUUACAUGCAAACCUGUGAGGAGGUUAAAGCUCUUUGGAGAGUUAAAAGCAGAAAUAUAGAAGGAUAAUCUAGUAGGGGUCAGUUAUGAGCUUAUUGAAUUCUGUACAUCUAUACAUGUUGAUUCUUGAGAGUCAACCUGUGUAAUUUUUGUGUAAAUGAACACAUAAUUACGGGGAAGGAAAAACUGUUGCUUCCCCAAACCAUAUCGUGCUCCCUGGAGCCUGUGUAGCUAACUAACUGCCUAUUCAACAGAGGUUACCGAUUUUCUCCUAAAUAAAAUGUGUACGGCAUAAAUUAGGGCUGAAAGUUGAAUUUCACCAUAAUGAAGCAGUUUGAUGAAGGAUAUCCUCAGUCCCAUUUUCCUUUCACUUUAACCUAAAUGAAAUAGUCAAAGAGAGAGGUUUACUGCAUUGACACAUACUGUGUCAAAUAACUUGGCAAUCAUACUAUUCUAAAAAAACAUACAGUACAUAUUUCAUUUUUUUGUGGUAUGUACUAGGCGCUAUCAAAUGAGUAUCUGCAAAAAAUACUUUAUGUAUUUGUGGUGCUGAAAAUGAUCACGCUGUCAUCUGAAGUUUUUUAGCAAGCAAAAAGUGAAAUAUGGAAGCUGAAAAUAAAAUCCCAAAAUUGGUUUACUUGAAAACAGGGUCAUGCUGUAGAAUUCUCUCAGGGAUCUCUUGCCUAACUGCUUAUAAUGGCCAAAUAUGAAUUACACCUAAAUCCAACCCAGAGUUCCUAUCCAUGAAGAAUUUACUCCUUUGCUAUAUAUUGAUUUUUGAUUUUUCUUCUCUAAUUUAUAAGAUAAUAAGCUAAUAUCCAUUAUUUCAUAGCUAAUCAUUCCUUAAUGAUAUCUUUGAAGUGCCUUAAGUAGGGAACUUUAACCUCCAGCUUCCCUUAGUGGAGCCGCUCAGUAACCAGCAGCUUGUACUGGGCAGCUCUCAGGUGUGAUUGUGCAUAUGAAUAUGAAUAUGAAGUAAAGUGCUUCUGAAAUUAAGUCUAACAGCAUUUUUCAUGAGGCACCUAAGACACAACCCUUAUCUCCACAAAGGCCACACUGAUUUCUUCAUCAUCUCAGGAGGAGUCUACUCUCUCUUAUGGUGGCUAGCACUUAAUGUCAUCUCAGAUCUAACGCAUUUAAUUAGUGUUCUCAACAGUCUAAAAAUAUAUUUUCUAUGAUGCUCAAAGGGGGUGUUGUUUGCACUUUGUCUUUGCUAGAGGGUAGAAAAAGUGUCAGAGACCUGCCACUAUAAUUCAACAAAUGAUCAUCCAAACAGCUGCACACAAGGAUUGCUAUAUGAUAAGUUACUCAGUUAAUUCAAGGACCUAGAGAAGAAAGAUGAGCAGUGAAACUACAUCUUAACAGUGCAGAUUUUUCAUUGUCAUCAAACUGGAAAGCUGAUGUUGAGGUUUUACACUUGAGUAUCAUUGUUUUUGGGACUCAAAAGAGCCAUCUGUGAUGCUUUUGCCAAGUUGAGGAUGUUAGUUGUACCUGGCUGAGUCCAGCUUUGCCCGGAUGGUGAGUUUUAGGCAAUGUGGAUGAGUUAAACUCCCAGGGGGAAAAAGUGAGACUUAAUUUAAAUAGUCUUAAAAUAUAUUGUAUUGAAAUAUUUCAAAGCAAAACAAUCUUAUGCUAAAAGCAAUAUUGUGUUUGUCCAAGGCUGUCCUCACCUGCAGUGCAAAUCAAAGGUGAUCUUUAUGUGUUAUUGUUUGUAGGAAACCCCCCAAAAUACCCUUAUUUCAAGGGAUGUGGGUUUCUAGUACUGAGCCAUGUGUGCUCUGUGUGUCUGGUAUUAAUCACACUGUAUUUUUAGCAUCUAGCAAGGAGUUUACCACUGUCAUGACUGGUGAUGUCUUAGUGCAACUACAGUCCUCUGUUGUAGGAAUGUUUAAUUGGGUGCUAUACAGCUGGAAUGGGAAGGCAGUCAGUGCUGCUAGACUGAUAUUUAAUAUCCUGCAGUUUCUUCCUGGCUAUUUUUCACACGCUGCUGUUUCUGUUCUCGUUCGACCUGUUGAGACCUGUGUCAGCACAGCUGCAUCGUCAGACUUGCCUCCAAUUAUAGUUCUUCCUUUUAUAAAGUAAACUCUAUAUCACUAAUAACUGAACUCUUGAGUUUGCACAUUUUUGUCUUGUGAAAUCAGAUUUCCUGACAGUGAUGUAUGUUUGUUUCCUUAAUUCUCUUCUUUAUGAAGGCAAACAUCGGUUCCAAGGGGAAUAUUUACAAUGGUCCUAUAGGGCAUGGCACAGUGUGAUAGUGUGAUAUGUGAAACUAAUUAUUAAUAAAAAAAAUUAUCAGUUCAUACAAUUCUGAUCCUACCCAUUGGUUUUGAAGAGUAGAAUAUAGUUAAUUUGGGUAGAUAGUACAACAAGCCCUGGGAUAUAAUUAAUUUUUUAAGGGAUGAACAGUAACAUGUGAUCCCAGUGCCAUACUUAAAUGUGGAGGAAUUUAUUUAAAGGCACUGUGGCUUUAAAAAAAAAAAAGUUCAUAGUACAGUAGGAGGUUAUGAUCACUUCAGAUGUUCAGAGACUAAUUUUAUGUUUUAACAGUGAUUUUUACUUCUCAGAAUAUUAGUUUAGUUGACUUGAAUGCUGGUAGUGUAAGCACAAUGUGUUGUAUUUCCAUCAUAUGGUUAGGUUAAACAUUUGUUUCAGGACCUAUAAGCCUUACAAACCUACAGUACUAAAGCUGCUUUUAAACUAUGCUUUAAUAUUAUUUAUUUUACUAUUUCUGUAAUGUAUUACAUCAACAUAUUCUACAAGAUGUAUAUUUAUUUCUGCAUAGUGAUUGAUUAUAUUUAGUAUAUUAUGAUUUAAUAAUAAAUUCUAUAUGAAUUUACAA
Siniperca chuatsi (mandarin fish) is the source of this 4530-nucleotide messenger RNA. It is a transcript of the gene slc35g1, whose product is annotated as solute carrier family 35 member G1. Gene Ontology annotation, cellular component: endoplasmic reticulum membrane; plasma membrane. Gene Ontology annotation, biological process: calcium ion export across plasma membrane; regulation of cytosolic calcium ion concentration. The coding region runs from base 363 to 1601 and encodes 412 amino acids. Lineage: Eukaryota; Metazoa; Chordata; Actinopteri; Centrarchiformes; Sinipercidae. The record is from RefSeq and is a predicted model, not a curated record. The transcript has 5 exons.